GCGAGACCACCAAGGUACUCCGGUAGGAGACCAGCAUAUUUGAAAAUGGCGGACGCUUCGAAAAAAACAGAGCUGUUUUGACGGACAAAUUUUGUUUUCUCCUCGCUCUUUUUCCGUAUCACGUAUGUUUUAUUAUCACCAACUAGUGCAGGCCUCAUCAUGACCAGUGUUAUGAGCGGUAAAACCCAGCUGGAAUUCCAGCUUCCCCCCGGCAGCAAUGGCAUGCUCCGUUACCAUGGUAACGUGCCGCGUUACCCUGGCAACCGUCCGCCGAACAGCAGCCAUACCAGCCGACCUUUUGCUCUUCAGAAACAGAACCAGCUGGCCUUCAAUGUCAACAUGGCCGCCGCAGCAGACAGCCUCACCAAACGGUACCGAAAACCUUCAGCAGUUGUGGUUGAGAAACUCGGCACUUCGCCAACAAACAGAAACGAAAACAGCCCCGCUUCAAUCAGACAGAUCUCUCUGCUUUCCCAAGACAAGCUUUCCCAAGCCUUAUUUCUCGCGAAAAGGGACGUUUCCAACGCAAAACGGCGUAGAAACGACCAAGUGCUCACCAUGGCUGACGUAGCUGCAACAGACUCAGUUUCAAGGCAAGACAGCGAACAAGAAAAUAGCGUUGAUGUCACACAAGAAAGACAAGUAGAGCGGAUCAGAACUCAACAACAGGAAAGAAACAGGGAAGUUACACAAGAAAGAAAAUCGAAGAAGACUUCGAGAAAAGCAACAUCUGAGAAGUUAGUAGAAGUGUCACCACACAAGCAGAGACGCCAAGACAUCCCAGCCUCACCUGGCCUGGUUCUUAGACUGGCUUCAGACUCACCUGUGGUAACACCUGGAUCACCUGGAGACAGGCAGGCGCGACAGGUGGGGAAACUCCAGAGGGAACUACAGAGGUACAUCAGGGAACUGGAGGGGCACCUGAGACAAGGUCAGGUUCUGAGUCCGUCCAAACGAAAACGACGCGGCAGUGUGGAGAAAAUUUCUGACACAGAGGAUGACCCUCGAACAGAGGUCAGACGGCAAGAACAACUGACCAGGGCAGGGAGGAUGGUCUACACACUUCAGCAUCAGACCCAGUUGUUGAAGAAACUUGGCUCAGCGCACCGAGCAGCAGUGAAAGUUCUUCAGGUGUUCAUACAACAGUUACCUGAUCAGUACAGUGGGGGAGGGGGGCUGCCACCUGUCUACCAGCUGUCGCAGCUGUCAGCACAGCUUCAGGUGGGGUCAUCCGAGGUCACGUCUGCGGAAAAUCUACUGCACCUGCUGGGGAGGGCACAGCUGAAGCCUCGGACAGAACUCCCAGCACACAAGAGGGCACCUGAAGGUCAUACAAAGGUCAAGACAAGACCAAGACGGCCAGUCUGGAAGGACAGACCAGGUGACCCAGAGAGAGAAGACAUUCUCCGUGCAGGUAUCGCUUCCUUAAGGAGGACCAGUGCCAGGAGACCUGCAAAGGGACCACGUCUUGGAUAUCCUACCAAACGGACGGGAAUCGUGGGAUCUCCAAAGUCAAGGAGGACGCCCCGGCGGCCGCCCAACUCUCCUAUAGGAGAGCAUACGCUCGCGUCCUUGGCAAAGGUGAAACCACCACUACCAUAUAUGGGCAAGGAGAACAGGACACCCCCAUCCAGCCCUCUUCCACAGCCAAUCAGGUACAGAGAACAAUCAUUAUCGCCCAAAGGGAGUCCCCUCAACCCCCACAAGAGCCCCAGGCUGAUGUCAGGUGCAAGGAGAAGUCUGGAGUAUCGAGAACCUUACCGGAGAAGAAGGGAAGAAAUAUCCGAUCCUUCCAGACGUCCAACAACGUCUCAAGAUGCCGGAAGGAACCUGGACUUCUUGGAGACGCACAGAAAUCCUGAAGACAACCGUUCAAGACAUUCUCCAGACUUUAGAAGGAAUGUAGACUUAAGGGUCAUGUACGAAAACCCAGACAUAGAGAAGACGUGCCAAGAAGUACCUGAAGGUGCCUCAAGUCGUCUUAGGGCCUCCUUGGGGGCUAGAAGGAGCCUGGACAUGGAGGGUGUACAUGGGGGUUACCGGGAUGCUGGAGGAAGGGAACCCAGGGAUGUGCAUGGGGGUUACGAGGAAGCUGGACGGUUGGAACAUAGGGAUGUGUAUGGAGGUUUUAAGGAAGCUGGAGAGAGGGGAGGAGAAUGGAAGGGUGUGUAUAGGGGUUUCCAAGAUGCUGGAAUGAGAAGAAAUGAACCCAGGUAUGAUGGGCAGUAUUUUGACAGAAGGAAAGAGCUAGGAGAUAACCUGCCCACCUUAAGAAACGGGAUCCUCGAAGAAGUGAUUGAGGACACGUCUCGGGAACUGCAGAGGUUGGAAGGUCAGAGGUCAGCCCGACAGGAGGCCAUGGCUCUUCAGGACAUGUCGACCUUGAACAACAUUCUACAGAAACUUCAGCUGGUGGAGGAGGAGGAGGAGGCCAUGCGGAGGAGGUGGAUCAGGGCCGAGUAUGCAAAUGAGAUGGACCAUAUAUGGACAAGAUACAGAUCAGGUCAAGAGGCGUGGGCACCAAAACCCUCCAGCCAAUCAGCACGCUCGCCUGAAGGUCGUUUCCAUGACAACGCGCUAGAGUUGCUCUCAUUCCGCCAGGAGAGUGUCCCGUCAGGUGCCCUGCACACCACAGCUGUACAGCCAGGUGUGAUGAGACAUUCCACAGCUGUUCCAGGUGCAGCAGCUGCACAGCCAGGUGCCAGACAUCUGCCAGCUGUAGCAGGUGCACCACCUGUCCUGCUGUUCACACCUGCUGCCCAGAUGCAGGACCUCCGCGCGUACAGGCGAAGCUUCGACCAACACCGGCGCAGAACCAGCCACGAAACCGCCGGAGAGUUCAACCCUUGGAAACUUGUUGACCAACUUGCAGAUGAGCUGAUGGAGGAUGUUCUGGAUACGGUCGUCAUGGAGAUGACUGAUGCCUGUCAGGAGUGUGUGGAGAAUGUCUACAGGUCAGAGUUCACGUGAAGGGUCAGAGUUCACGUGAUGGGUCAGAGUUAAUGCAGUGGAUCAGAGGUCAUGUGAUGGGUUAGAGCUCGUGACGGACCAGAGUUCACGUGAUGGGUCAGAGUUCAUAUGAAGGCUCGAACGUCAUGUGAUGGGUCAGAGUUCACCUGAAGGGUCAGAGUUCACAUGAUAGGUUAAAGUUCACAUGAUGAGUUAAGAGUUCAUAUGAUGGGCCAGAGUUCAUGUGAUAGGUCAGAGUUCAUGUAAUACGAAUAGGUCAGAGUUCGCUUGAUCGGUCAGAACGUCUGUAGGUCAGAGUGCACAUGAUAGGUCAGGCCAGGCUUCACCGUGACAUAGUCUUCAUAGACAGAUGAACCAAAGUUAAAUUUUGGAGAGGGAAUUUCUAUGCAUUUUGUUCUUAACUUAUAAGAUGUUUAGCCUUGGAGUGAUUUUUCAGUUCAUGUGUAGCUACAUUCUGUUAUUUUACCAGUUUUCAUCUUCUUCAUCAAAGAUAUUCUUGUACCUUUUCGUCAUGUUUUACUUCAUGCAUCACGCUAAGUAUAUAAUGGAAGAAUUUCUGCAGUGACUGUAUAAUAGUAUAAUAUAAAUACAAGAAACUGACAAUGGUUAGAAAUACUGCUCACAUCAGUAACAAACUGUGCCAAAGAAAAAAACCUAGUGAGAGUUCCACCUCUGUAACACCCGUUUGAGGUUAUUCAUAAAUCAACAAAUUGUUUUAUGAAUGGAAAAUAACUGAAAAAAGUUCCCAAUAAUAUCAAUAAUCAGUUUGAUUUUUUUAGUUAUUAGUAAUACAGACUGUCUACAGUAAUGCACAUGUAGGACUGGAUUAUUCCUAUUAUGCAAUGAAAUUAAAAGA
Messenger RNA from Branchiostoma belcheri (Belcher's lancelet), 3826 nucleotides. RefSeq names its product protein moonraker-like. NCBI's taxonomy places the organism in Eukaryota, Metazoa, Chordata, Leptocardii, Amphioxiformes, Branchiostomatidae. The record is from RefSeq and is a predicted model, not a curated record. Gene Ontology annotation, cellular component: centriolar satellite. The transcript has 15 exons. Gene Ontology annotation, biological process: centriole replication; protein localization to centrosome. Bases 160 to 2970 code for a protein of 936 amino acids.